UACAAUUCUAUAUUUAUAGUAAAUAUCUAAUCUAAUUAUAAAAAAUGGACGAAUCAAAAAAAGAACCUCAAACACUAAGUGUCGAAGAACUUAAAAACAAGGGCAACGAAUGUGUAAAAGAUGGGAAAUUCAUUGAAGCGGUUUUACAUUAUACACAUGCUAUUAAAAUGGAUCCUAGCAAUUAUGUUUUGUAUAGUAAUAGGUCAUUUGCAUUCCUGAAUCUGGACCAACAUUAUUUAUCAUUACAAGAUGCAAAUGAAACUGUGAAAUUACAACCUCAAUGGGCAAAGGGUUACUUUCGUCGUGCUGAAGUUGAAGCUGCUAGUGGGCUGUAUGAUGAAGCAAUUGUGUCAUACACUAUAGCUUUAAAACUUGACCCUCAAAACCCGAAACUGAUGGAGUCCAUUAAAAAUAUAACUGAUAUGCAAAAGCAGAAGAUACAAAGUAAUCAAAACACUAUUUGGAUAUGCACAUGUUUGGGAUUCAUUGUUGGUAUAGCAGUUGUUAUACUGGAUUACUGUUGCACAACCAAUCCCACAUUAGGGCAUCCUUUCAGUAUGGUUGCAUUUUCAAUAGCAUUAGCGGGUUUAGGCUGGUCUAUUGGAAAGUCUGUAACAUUGAUGAAUACAUGGGGCGCAGGCAAGUCACUCCAGCCACCUGAGGAAUUAAUUGGAAGUGACAAUGCAAAUAAAGAAACUGCACAACCAGAAAAGAAACCAAAAUAUAGUAAAGCGCAAGCAAGACAGAGGUUUAAACAAGGAAGACUUUAGUGACUUAUACAUGAUGUUCAUUAGUUGUAAUGGGAAUACGGGAAAUAUUGUAAGAAUUUGCUGUUUUUAUUAAUGAUACUUGCCAUUCUUUUGAAUGUUUUAACUUACCCUUAGUAAAUCAAUAUUUUAAAAAUAGCAUAUUAUUUGGGUGGAUCAACUCCCACUAUCUUCCUUUCACCAGUUUCUUCAAUUCUUCAAAACUGACAAAAUUAAGGCCACAAUUUGUGAGGCACAUGAGUGUGACAAUUUGGUUGUUGAUAACA
Messenger RNA from Papilio machaon (common yellow swallowtail), 1033 nucleotides. RefSeq names its product hsp70-Hsp90 organizing protein 3. Gene Ontology annotation, molecular function: Hsp90 protein binding. Bases 45 to 770 code for a protein of 241 amino acids. NCBI's taxonomy places the organism in Eukaryota, Metazoa, Arthropoda, Insecta, Lepidoptera, Papilionidae. The transcript has 5 exons. The record is from RefSeq and is a predicted model, not a curated record.